AGCUCUGGCGCCUGACGGCGUAGUGUCUGUAGUGUCUGUGCGCUCCCGGAUCCGCUGCGUCCGCCUCUGCCCCGCACUGUCCCAGCCAUGCCUCGCUCCAGCUUGCGGACGCCGGUCCUACGCCGGGUGUUCGUGGUGGGAGUUGGGAUGACCAAGUUCGUGAAGCCUGGAGGUGAGAAUUCAGGAGACUACCCUGACUUGGCAAAAGAAGCAGGCCAGAAGGCUUUAGCUGAUGCUCAGAUCCCUUACUCAGCGGUGCAACAGGCUUGUGUUGGCUAUGUUUAUGGUGACUCUACCUGUGGGCAGAGGGCUAUCUAUCAUAGUUUGGGACUGACUGGAAUUCCUAUAAUCAAUGUCAACAAUAACUGUUCUACUGGUUCUACUGCAUUGUUUAUGGCCCAGCAGCUGAUUCAGGGAGGUGUGGCAGAUUGUAUCUUGGCUCUAGGGUUUGAGAAGAUGGAGAAGGGACCUCUUGGAAUACAAUUUUCAAAGAAGACCAAUCCAUUGGAUAAACAUGUUCAGGUUUUGAUCAAUAAAUAUGGAUUGUCUGCUGAUCCAGUUGCUCCUCAGAUGUUUGGGUUUGCUGGAAGAGAGCACAUGGAAAAAUAUGGAACAAAAGUUGAACAUUUUGCAAAAAUUGGAUGGAAAAAUCAUAAACAUUCAGUUAACAACCCGUAUUCCCAGUUCCAAAAGGAAUACAGUUUAGAUGAAGUGAUGACAUCUCGAAAAGUUUUUGAUUUUUUGACUGUCUUACAAUGUUGUCCCACUUCAGAUGGUGCUGCAGCAGCAAUUUUGGCUAGUGAAGUAUUUGUACAGAAGCAUUCCCUGCAAUCCAAAGCUGUGGAAAUUGUGGCACAAGAGAUGAUAACUGAUUUCCCAAGUUCAUUUGAAGAAAGAAGCAUUAUUAAAACGGUUGGCUUUGAUAUGAGUAAAGAAGCUGCCAGAAGGUGCUAUGAGAAAUCUGGCCUAAGCCCAAGUGAUAUUGAUGUAAUAGAACUUCAUGAUUGCUUUUCUGCCAAUGAACUCCUUACUUAUGAAGCACUGGGACUCUGUCCAGAAGGACUAGGUGGAAAAUUGGUUGAUAGAGGAGAUAAUACUUAUGGAGGAAAGUGGGUCAUAAAUCCUAGUGGUGGACUGAUUUCAAAAGGACACCCACUGGGAGCUACAGGUCUGGCUCAGUGUGCCGAACUCUGCUGGCAGCUGAGAGGGGAAGCCGGAAAAAGACAAGUUCCUGGUGCAAAGGUUGCUCUGCAGCACAAUUUAGGCCUUGGAGGAGCUGUAGUUGUCACGCUGUACAGGAUGGGUUUUCCCGAAGCUGCCAAUUCUUUUAGAACUCACCAAAUUGAGGCUGCUCCAACCAGCUCUGCAGUUGAUGGAUUUAAGGCUGAUCUUGUCUUUAAAGAGAUUGAGAAGAAGCUUGAAGAGGAAGGGGAACAAUUUGUGAAGAAAAUUGGUGGUAUUUUUGCCUUCAAGGUGAAGGAUGGCCCUGGUGGUAAAGAAGCCACCUGGGUGGUGGAUGUGAAGAAUGGCAAAGGAUCAGUGCUUCCUAACUCAGAUAAGAAGGCUGACUGCACAAUCACAAUGGCUGACUCGGAUUUACUGGCUUUAAUGACUGGUAAAAUGAAUCCUCAGUCGGCCUUCUUUCAAGGCAAACUGAAAAUCACUGGCAACAUGGGUCUGGCUAUGAAGUUACAAAAUCUUCAGCUUGAGCCGGGCAAAGCUAAGCUGUGAAGAACUCCCUUUGCCUACCAUUGAGAAUCAAGAUGAGAUAUAUAGAUACAUAUCCAUAUAUUUCAUUGUCAGAAUUAGACUGAAACUAUACAUUGGCAAAUAGCUGAGAUUUGUUUUUAAAAUGAGUGCGACCAAUUCUGUUUUCCCUCAGCUCAGGUGAAUGGAGCCUGACGGUGCACCCCUGCUUUGCUGAAGUGUGUACAACUGUGCAUUACAAAGCUAACAUGGUAAUUAUGGUCUGGGGUAAAAUUGAGUUUCAGAAUAAAAUUAGGAACAGCAAAAUGGAAAAACUAUGUAAACAAAAGCUCUUAUUUUGUUUAUAAAUUUUAUUUAGAAUUAUUCUGCUGAAGAUUCAAUUCAAGUUUUCCUUGGGAAAACUAGGGAGGAAACAAAGUAUCCAUAGCUGAGCAGUAAUUAGUGUUGUGCACUUAAUGACCUUCAUCUAUUUCCCCUUGACAGUUUUUAAAAUUCUGUGCUGGGAUGUCUUAAAAAAAAAAACAAAAAAACUUAAGAAUUUUACAUUUCGUGUCAUCAAAACGGUAUUUUCUUCCCAAAAGAAGUAUGAUCAGUGCUUGGGGGGGAAAAAUCUAUAGCUGAACACAGGCCUAUUUUUAAGUAAAAAUAUUUUUAAAUAAGUUUCCUUCUUGAAAAAUCAGUGUAUUAAGUGUCAUAAAAUGCUAUUGUUAAAACUAAUUGAACAAAUAGUUUGCUUUGAGAUGCAGUUUUGAAAUUAUAAUCUCAAUUUUAUAAAGCUCUCAGUCCUUUGUUACAAUUUUCCUUUUUCAUGAGUUUAAUCAAUUAUCCACAUUUAAUUUAUCUUCUUAGAUUUUCUAAUGCUAAUGUUAAUUCUUAUAACAUUAAGAUAUGGGGUAAAAUAAUGCUUUUGGAAGAAUGUUUAAUAGAACAUUAAAAUCACUUUUCCUGA
Molecule: messenger RNA, 2656 nt
Organism: Manis pentadactyla (Chinese pangolin)
Lineage: Eukaryota; Metazoa; Chordata; Mammalia; Pholidota; Manidae
Gene: SCP2
Product: sterol carrier protein 2
Exons: 16
Coding region: 88-1731 (547 amino acids)
Molecular function (GO): acyltransferase activity, transferring groups other than amino-acyl groups
Source: RefSeq, a predicted model, not a curated record